This is a messenger RNA of Serendipita indica DSM 11827, 2481 nucleotides long. The record is from the annotation of a GenBank genome assembly. NCBI's taxonomy places the organism in Eukaryota, Fungi, Basidiomycota, Agaricomycetes, Sebacinales, Serendipitaceae.
AUGUCUCUACAGGCUAGCACAUCUCGUCCCGCAAAGCAAGAGCAGUCUCAUUUCGUCGACUUGGCCACCAAAGUCCGAUAUCUGGAUUCAUGGAGGAUUGUCGCCUGCAGUGUCGCCGCUUUUGUGCUCAAUCUGCUCGCACUCAUCCUCAACAUCUCUCUGGUACACAACAAGAAGCUCCAUGUCUUUCCACCAGCCAUUAUUGGCAUGACCGCGGCGGCCCUUGCUCUCGCUUCAGUCGCAUUCGACCUCUUGUCGGCAGAGGCCAGCGCAAAGGCUCAGUCCCCCAAGAAGAAGAGGUUCCUCUUCUCCGCACCAAGCAGGACUGCAAUUCGUCAAAUGAUUUGCUUCCUGGCCUUUGUCCCGGUCAUUGUCACUCUGGUCAUGCUCACCCUCCAAGCAAUCAACGCCAAGGGUCGCUUCAAUGCGUACUUGCACAUCCAGACCACCCCGCGUACUUCGCUCGUCAUCGUUGACUGCAUGGCCCUCGUAGCCGACAUUGUCCUCUGUGCCGCCAUGGCGAGACUCGUAUGGUGGCCGGUACACCGUGCGGCUCGCUCGACCAUGAUCAUCUCCUCUCUCCUCCAAUGCACCAUUGCCACCAUCCUCAUCGCCGUCAACUGGCAGCCCUACACCGGCUGCGUCCUCCGUCCCUCCAUCAGAGCCACCGCAACAUUUACACUUCACCAACACGUCGGUGCUCUCGUGUUCACCACAGCCAUAUUCAGCUUUGGUAUCUGUUGCGCUAUCAAAGAGGGGGACCGCAUCAACAAGGUCUUUACCCGCUUCAUCAUCUUUUACACCAUCCUCGCCUCCUUUACCGUGUUCUUGCUCUUUGUCAUCCUCGGUCUCGCUAUUCACCUCUUGUUCGACAAAUCGCUCAAGGCCAUCGUCACCGACGCGACACUCACUUGCGACCCCAUCCUCACCGGAUGCGCCCUCCUCUUGUUCGGCGUCAAUUUUUGGGCUACCCACUAUCUCCAGGAACCCCCACCGUCGACGCUCGCGGUCGAGCCAAUCGACUUGAAUGACCUCUCCGCUGUUCAACGCGAGGCAUUUGCCAAGCUCAUCAACAAGCACGGCAAGAACAUUCCCGACGCACCUGGUGGUCAAGAGGCCAUGUCGCUCAUGCACGCGUACCAAAACGCCAACAUGCCAGGCAUGAAGUGCAUCGUCCUCCGUGUCUACAAGCCGAGCAAGGUUCCCGACAAGAGCACCAUUCUCAGCAACAUGGCCGUCAACUACUCGUACGAGGAUGACUGGGCGUGGAGAAAUCUCGACAUGGAGCAAAUGGCCAUCCGCCAUCGGUCAGUCAUCAUCCCCGAGAUCAAAGAGCCGGAACAGCCUGCCCCUCCAAAGCUGAGCAAGAAGCAACAAAAGAAGAUUGCAAAGGCAAAAGCAGAAGCCCAGGCCAACGGUGGACCGACCAUGCCCCUCUCGCCCAUCAACUCACCAGAGGAACUCCAGGCCGAGCUCGAGUUUGCCCAAAAGCUCGAAUCGACAGAGGCCCUUGUCAUGAUGUCGCAGAUCCCCGACUAUGAUCUCACUGGAACGAUUCCCGGAAUCUUUGGACGCAUCCUCCGUCGUACGCUUGGUGCCGAUUCGUACUUUAAGCCACUCUGCGUCAGACUUGGCCUUCUCGCCUUUCACUGGCCCUUCCGACAAGCAACAUUUUACACUGCUGCUACCAAGCGGCCCGUUGCCCGUUCGGCUGCUGUCCUUCGUGCUGUCGCAGAGUGGAACGACCACCGUCCGCGCUCGGAGCGUUGCACAAUCUUGCUCGACCCGACGUACCAACACGGUGAUGCCGAACGCGCGAUUGUCCCCAGUGGCUGGCAACCUUCUCCCCUCCCACCAUCGCACGUGAUUGAUCUGCGCCCGUACAAGGGUAAGACGCUCCCCGAGUACCUCAAGGCAAUCAAGUAUCGCGACCAAGAGGCUGCGUUUAAAAAGGCGCACGGUGAAGUCUUGGAGAGCACAGAGUUUACGGAGACACAGUGCGAAGAGGUCAUGCGUCUCUGGCGACAAAUUGCUCAAAAGCGGACGGGUGAAGGUCAAACUGCCGUGCUUGCGGAACCGGACGAGAAUAUGCUCAUGGAACUCGGCGGUGGCAACAAGGGUGAUCGAAGCUUGCUCUUUUUGCGCGCAGACGGCAAGACGAUUGCAUCGUGUGUCUUGUUCCGCUUGGGGGAUACGAUUACGUCGGAUCUCCAGGGACUCGACUAUGAGCUCGCGCGUCCGCUCAAGGCGUAUUUCGUCAUGAUGCAACACACGAUUGCGAUUGCGCUCAAAGAGGGCAAGAGCUUUGUCGAUUUUGGUCCAACGACGUCCAAGCCCAAGAUUGAUAUUGGGUGCACGUCUGUCGGUAUCACGGGUGCCAUGUACGCCGUCUCGCCGUUUUUGCGCUCCAUGAUUGGCUUGUUUGCGAACAAGGUCACCGAGACGAUUACGAGCACCAAAGAGGACAAGGAGAAGCAAUAA